UUUCAAGACACCAUCAAUACUGCUCGCCAGGAUGGCUUCAAGAGGUGUUUACCUGACAGCAUUGCUGCUCCUGGCAUUGCUUAUUUGCAGCGUGGUUGCGGAAAAGAGCGCGAUCAAUCUCGCCAGCCACGAUGUUGCAUCCCUGAGCACGCAAGAGAUCGAGGAGCAGCUACAGCAAUGUCCAAUCAUACAGCAAAUUGUCGCACACAAACUCGAACAUGAGCCAGUACAAUCCUCCUUCUUGCAGCAGAGCUUCAAAGUGCUCUUUCCGUUCACCAGCCCAGCACUCAAUGCCUUAAUGGGUACACUGUACAUCUCUGGCCCACCAAACUUCCUUCUCGCGUUGGUCCCGCCGAACAUCGACCCGAGCAGCCUAAAUGUCAUGGUGGCUUUCGCAGUCGGCGGCUUACUCGGAGACACGCUCUUUCACCUACUUCCCGAGAUCUUCCUGGGUGAGGUUCCUGAAGGAGAAGUGCGGGCUGUGCUCGUCGAGCCGAACAAGAAUCUGCUUCUUGGAGUAGCCAUCUUGAUUGGCUUCGUAACAUUUGUUGCUAUGGACAAAGGUCUUCGCAUUGCGACUGGAGGAGAAGGCCAUUCCCACGACCACUCACACGGACACGCUCUUGAGGAAAAGGUGACGACCAGUGCAACACCUUCCAAAUCUGAUAAGUCAUCGGUUCGCAAGCGCAAAGGUGAAAAGGCGGACAGAGGCACAACCAUGGUGAAAAAGGAGGACCCCAAGCCUUCGGUGAAGCUCUCGGCGUAUCUCAACAUCAUUGCCGACUUCACACACAACAUUACGGAUGGACUUGCGAUGUCAUCAUCGUUCUACGCCAGCCCAACCAUAGGCGCGACUACCACUCUUGCCGUCUUUUGCCACGAGAUUCCACAUGAGGUUGGCGACUUUGCGCUUCUGAUUCAGGGAGGUAUGAGCAAGCGCACUGCAAUGGCCCUGCAAUUUGUCACUGCGCUCGGUGCUGUGCUGGGAGCUAUCAUUGGAAUCGCUGUUCAGGAGCUUGGAGGCAAUUCCGCUUCAGUGGUAGGCUCCGUGGCCAGUGGAAACACUGGCUUGUGGGGUACCAGUUUGCAAUGGGGGGACAUGUUGCUUCCCUUCACCGCAGGCACGUUCCUGUACGUUGGCACUGUGGGUGUUGUGCCCGAGAUGUUGGAGACGGGACCAGAUCGUAUGAAGGAGCUCAGGAGCAUGGCGCUGCAAUUUGCGGCCAUGGCUGCUGGGGCGGGCAUUAUGCUUGGAAUUUCCUGGGAUUGAGCGUGAGAUAACGCUGCCUCUUCCGCAGCCUGGUCCAUGCCACCUUGUUUCCCACCACCUGUGUCAUUAUAACAUAAAUUCCAGACCAGAAAAGAACGAGUCUCGACGACUUGAUCUUCUCGAGGUAAUCUUUUGGGCCCAUUUCUCAGCUUUCUGCGCUUUUGACGAGAUACUAUGGCGUUUUGAGGACGUGACGUGCGCUGCAUGUAAUCCGGAUCCCUCAUGGCCAUCUUCAUCGUGCGAGUGCCAAAUCGGGUGCAUGCGAAGACCGUCGAAUUGCGGUCUGUCGAAAACCACGCCUGGAUUGAUGUUGAUGUAUCCGCCGCCGAUGGUCUCGUCGCCAUCGCUCAAAGGACUCGCGUGCUCGCUGGUUGACAUGUCGAAGCUGCGGGUGGUGAUUCGUCAGUACUGCCGACGAGUGGAGUAUUGGGCAAGUGUGAUAUCUCACAUGAAGCCGCCAAGAUAGGUAUGGUCGUUGACUAUGCGUCCUCCAG
Dissoconium aciculare CBS 342.82 is the source of this 1764-nucleotide messenger RNA. RefSeq names its product Zip-domain-containing protein. Lineage: Eukaryota; Fungi; Ascomycota; Dothideomycetes; Mycosphaerellales; Dissoconiaceae. The coding region runs from base 32 to 1270 and encodes 412 amino acids. Gene Ontology annotation, cellular component: membrane. Gene Ontology annotation, biological process: intracellular zinc ion homeostasis; zinc ion transmembrane transport. The record is from RefSeq and is a predicted model, not a curated record. The transcript has 3 exons. Gene Ontology annotation, molecular function: zinc ion transmembrane transporter activity.